GGAUAGCAUCUCUCUCUCUCUCUCUCUCUCUCUCUCUCUCUCUCUCUCUCUCUCUCUCUCUCUCUCUCUCUCUCUCUCUCUCUCUCUCUCUCUCUCAUGUGAUCUUGACAAGCGAAGGCGAAUCAGUCACGAACCUUUUCAAGGGUAUAAGGAAUCACCAAAGAAACUGCUGAAGUUGUACAUCUUCCUUGGGAACAACUGAGCGUGAGUCACAGUCACUCCAUCUCCAUCCAUCAGCUGAUUGUGUGCUGGCGGCGGUGGCGGCGGUGCGGCGGUGAGCUCCAAGAGUCCUAAGGCCAUGAUGAAUAAGGCAGUUUUCUUAGCAUGGCUUUGGGCUGCUGUGCUACUGCAGCCAACAUUCUCAGCUCUGUUGAGUGUGACAUUUGAUGGAUCUAAUUAUUAUACUCAUGAAAAAAUUAUGAAGAAUUGGGUGGCUAAAGGAAGCUUCCAUGACAACACAUUUAAGGAUGGAUGGGGAUAUAUGGAGAUAGAAACCAACCCCUCCUAUCCUGACACAAUCCAGGCCUAUGCUGCUGGGUUUGCUGAAGGUGCUAUGAGUACAGAUAUGAUCUACAAAUCAUACAGGAACACAAUGGAAGGAUUGUGUGAGUGGAAGUCAAAAGAAUUCUGUGACAAUUUGCGGUCCUAUCUCAAAACCAAUUUCCAAUGGAUGCAGGCCAUGAUUGCUCAGAAGAGAAACACUUGUCCAGUCUGGCAUAAUGUAGAAUUAGUUUUAGCUCAACUUCAAGGAGUCACUGAUGGCUACAAUAAAACUGCCAAGGAACCCAUGAUGGAAGGUGCAAUUCUACUGCUGAAUCUAGCUGGUGAUCUUGAGGACUUAGAAACUGCACUGAGUCCCAAGCUUCAGGAGAUGAGUAUGGAGGAAUGGGUGAAGUCUGGACGCAUUAUUGGGGAUGGCCACUGCUCAGCACUGAUCAAGGUUCUCCCAGGCAACACUGAUCUCUAUGUCUCACAUGUCACCUGGAACACGUAUCAGUCCAUGCUAAGAAUUUUAAAGAAAUAUAUCUUCCCAUUCCGCCGCACAGGAGGAUCAAACCCAGAUGAUAUGAAUCCUGGCCACACUGUUUCCUUCUCAUCUUAUCCAGGGUUGUUAUCUUCAGGGGAUGACUAUUAUAUAAUGUCAUCUGGGCUGGUCUCUUUGGAAACUACAAUUGGCAAUGGAAACCCAGCUUUAUGGAAGAAUGUUACAGCGACAGGAGAGCUGCAGGAGUGGAUUCGUACAAUUGUUGCAAAUCGUCUUGGCACUGAUGGCAAGACCUGGUCAAAUUUCUUCUCAAUGCACAACAGUGGAACUUACAACAACCAAUGGAUGGUUGUUGAUUAUAAGCUCUUCAAACCACGAAAGAAUAUCAGACGAAACACACUGUGGAUUUUGGAGCAGCUUCCUGGCAUGAUUGUGGCUGAUGACCAAUCACACAUCUUACGUAAGCAGUCAUACUGGCCAAGCUACAAUACUCCAUUCUACAAAUCUAUAUUUAAUCUUAGUGGUGCCCCAGCCAUGGUAGAACGUUUUGGUGAUUGGUUUUCCUAUGAUAAAACCCCACGAGCUUUGAUUUUCAAGAGAGAUAACAGUUCUGUUAAAAAUUUACGUACUAUGAUCAAACUGAUGAGAUACAACAACUUUCAACAUGAUGAACUCUCCAGAUGUAACUGCACUCCUCCAUACAGUGCAGAGAAUGCAAUUUCUGCCAGAAAUGAUUUGAACCCUAAGAAUGGGACUUAUCCAUUUGGAGCAUUAGGUCACAGAUCACAUGGGGGAACAGACAUGAAGGUUACAAACCUUAAAAUGGCAGGGAGACUUUCAUUUCUUGCUGUCAAUGGUCCAACAUAUGAUCAGCAACCAGUUUUCAAGUGGAGUGAAAAGGACUUUGCAAAUAAUACUCCUCAUUAUGGCCACCCAGAUGCAUGGAAGUUCCCAGUAAUUAGUGUCCGAUGGUUGUGGUAAUCAAGUUGAUAUAUAGAACAAAUACCUGAAUAUGGUUGUGACGUUGUGACACUGUAAUACUGCUGUUACCUAAAGUCUAUUUUGUAUCCAACAUUAGGGAAAGGGGUAAAGUAAAGAGGGAAUAUAUUUUUGGGAUUCCAACUGUUGUUCAAGGUAUACCCCAUUAUGAAUGACUCCAUGCACCUAGACCAUCAGUCCUUCCCUUGCUGGAAAUACCUCUGGAAUGGCUUCCAGGUGCAUUGUCAUGUUGUAAGGUCUCAUCUCUUUGAUGAGGACUCUUUCAGCACCACCUUCAACUCAGUCAAUAGCCAAAUAUUGUAUGUUGGAUAGUAUUAAUUUGAUUUUUGGAAGAAAUCUUGGAUCAUGUGCAAAGGUUGCAAAUCUAUGCAAGGAAUUGGAGGUGUCAGGAGACAGUUAACUUGUGAUUGUCAUACGAUAACUCAAUUUUAUCGCCUGAUUUAAGAUAUCUCCAUACAUCUUUCAUUGUCAUAUUUGCCUGUAUCUUAAAUUCAAGGUGCUUGACAGGGUUCUGAUUAGAGAAGCAGAACCUCUUGUGCUGCCAUUUCUCAUUCUAAAAAGGGGUUACAGAAAGGGAACAUCUGGUGGGCUAUAGUUAUGGUACAUGCUGCUCAGGGAGCAUGUUUUAUUUAAGGACUCCUAGCAAGCAUAAAAUAAGGGGUAUGGACAAAUUAAUUUAUUGGCAUCUCAAGUGCACCUCUCCUCCUCAUUCAUGCCUAUAGGAACAAUGACCAUUAUUAAUUACCAGAGUCAGUAUUUAUUUGUUUUGUCUUUGGUGAUGUAAUCAGCUUUUUUCUUAGGUUGAAAUGCAUUUUGUUCUGUACAUAUUGUGAUGUUUGCAAUCAUGGCAAUACCAUUCAAUCACAGAUCUUCACAUGUUGAGCUUGAAAGGUGUUGAUAUAGCAAAACACACGAAUCAAAAAACGCAAAACUUGCAGAACCUCAUGUGGAGAUUUGUCAGCAAGUGUGUGAUUGCAGUGAGGAAUUGUCUUUUUACAGCCAUUGCUUACCUUCAGCUGCCUUGCUAUAAGAGUCAGAUUAGAAUCCAACUGCCUUCAUAGAGAAGUUAAAAGCUGUGGGGUAAAGAUAAAGGGAUGCCACCACUGUGGUGUGAAAAGACAUUUCCUCACUGCCUCCUUUGACAAAUUUUCAUAUGAGGGUCUAGAAGUGUAAAUUCACAUGUUUUGCUAUUUCAACACAUUCAAGACUGACAUGUAAAGAUCCACAUUUGAAUGAUAUCACUGUGACUUGUCUGCCUCACACUCAUCACUACAAACACCACAAUGAAUAGAACAUAAUACAUUUCAACCUAAGAACAGAGCCAAUCAUGCAUCACCAAAGACACAAUGAACACUGACACUGGUAACCUGCUUAAUAUUGGUCAUUGUUACUAUGGGCAUGAGUGAGAAGGAAAGGUACACUUGAGAUGCCGACAAGUCAAUCUGUCCCAGCCCAUUUUUUUAUGCUUACUGAGAAGCCUUAAGUAAAAUGCACUUCCUGAGUAGCAUGAAAUGCAAGAUUGGCAUGCAUUAACUGUAAGUGUGCAGGCAGCACAUAUUUAAGGACACAAAAUAUAAAAGGUUAGUUAAACAGACAGUGUACCAGAUUAAUGUGUCACUCUCCUAAUUGUACAGCAGUAGUAGCCAAGACAGAACUGGAUCUCUGCAAUUAAGACUGUCAGGAGAAACAGUAUAUUGAUUUUAUAGUGGAGUAAAUUUAUAAAAAAAAUAAAUAAAUAAUAUACUAUUUGCAGCCUCUGUAUACUGUGUCUGUGUCAUGUACCAGCAUCACAACUGGCUAACAUUAAACCUUAAACAUUUGUUCAUGAAUAAAUGAGGAGAGAACAAUAUACAAUGUGUGUUGUAAGAAGCAGGAGGAUGCUGGUCUCUUCUCCCUCAUGUAUAUAAUGAAGUACACUUCCUAUGGUAGUAGAUCUGAUAGGGCAGUGAGACAGGGGGUUCCAGUAGUGGCAGCACCUGUAAUGAUGAAAUUAAAAUUAAAGAAAGUUCAACUACAUUCAUGGGAAACAACAAUCAAGUAACUUGCUUGUGAAUGUAGAUGUGUAGAGAUGUCUUGUCUUCGCUACUGCCAUGUAAGAGUUGUAUCAGCCUGUUAUAUAAAUUUAUAUUGAAGUUGUCAAUAUAAAUUUAUAUUAAAGCAGUCAAUAAGAUUAAGAUUUAAUAGAAUAGAAAAUUUUGUGCCUUAAUUACCCUUAUCUGUUUGGGAUGAGAAACCUAUGUGUGUGCGCGCGCGUUUGUAUGUGUACAUGCAUGUGUAUGCACUACGCAUGUUUUAUUUUUAAACAAGGCAUUAUUAUGUAUAUAACUAGUUCUCCUAUGGUUUUCUCUCAUUCAACCUUCCCAUAAGUCAGUAUGACAGGGAAUGUUUGUAUAAAAUGUAUGUUGUCUUGGUUUACCCCAUUUAAUGGUAAUGGAACUGUCAGCUUGGUCAAUACUCAUAGAUUGAACUCUAUUUUUUGUUAGGAAAUGUCUACCAAUAAACAUUUACUUAUCUA
Messenger RNA from Scylla paramamosain (green mud crab), 4499 nucleotides. It is a transcript of the gene lama, whose product is annotated as putative phospholipase B-like 2. NCBI's taxonomy places the organism in Eukaryota, Metazoa, Arthropoda, Malacostraca, Decapoda, Portunidae. Gene Ontology annotation, biological process: phospholipid catabolic process. Gene Ontology annotation, cellular component: extracellular region. Gene Ontology annotation, molecular function: glycerophospholipase activity. The record is from RefSeq and is a predicted model, not a curated record. The transcript is spliced from 10 exons. The coding region runs from base 299 to 1966 and encodes 555 amino acids.